Chrysoperla carnea is the source of this 1131-nucleotide messenger RNA. It is a transcript of the gene nAChRalpha4, whose product is annotated as acetylcholine receptor subunit alpha-like. The record is from RefSeq and is a predicted model, not a curated record. Gene Ontology annotation, molecular function: neurotransmitter receptor activity; extracellular ligand-gated monoatomic ion channel activity; transmembrane signaling receptor activity. Bases 16 to 1131 code for a protein of 371 amino acids. NCBI's taxonomy places the organism in Eukaryota, Metazoa, Arthropoda, Insecta, Neuroptera, Chrysopidae. Gene Ontology annotation, cellular component: membrane; neuron projection; synapse. The transcript is spliced from 7 exons. Gene Ontology annotation, biological process: chemical synaptic transmission; nervous system process; monoatomic ion transmembrane transport.
GUGGAUUUGAGACACAUGGAUGAGAAAGUAGGCAGCAAUGUUGUGGAUGUUGGAGUCGACUUAUCGGAAUUCUACAUGUCAGUUGAGUGGGAUAUCCUGGAAGUUCCAGCAGUACGAAAUGAAAAAUUUUACACAUGCUGUGAUGAGCCUUAUUUGGAUAUAACGUUUAACAUAACGAUGCGUCGAAAAACAUUAUUUUACACUGUGAACAUCAUCAUUCCAUGUAUGGGUAUAUCGUUCUUAACGGUUUUAACAUUUUAUCUACCUUCAGAUAGUGGAGAAAAGGUGACGUUAUCCAUUUCAAUUUUAAUUAGUCUUCACGUGUUCUUUUUACUGGUUGUAGAAAUUAUACCACCCACAUCGUUAGUUGUUCCAUUGUUGGGGAAAUAUUUAAUAUUUGCUAUGAUUCUUGUUUCAAUUAGUAUAUGUGUAACAGUCGUCGUAUUAAAUGUACAUUUUCGGUCUCCACAAACACAUCGUAUGGCGCCUUGGGUGAAGAGGGUAUUUAUACACAUAUUACCAAGAUUAUUAGUAAUGAGAAGGCCGCAAUAUUCUUUUGAAACAAAUAGUGGUACAACAGGGAGAACGACAGCAAAUCAAGCAGCUGGAAAAAAUAUGGCUGCAUGUUUCUAUCCAUAUCAACCAACGUCGCAGAGUGAUGAUGAUUCUUGUAGUCCAAAACGAUAUUCAAGUCGAACACCCUCGAAAGAAGAUUUGUCACCAGGAAGUUUAGUAGACGGUGGACCUUUUGGUGGAAGUUGUCAAAUUCAUGGACCAGUUGUUGGGGUACCACAUUCAGAAUCUGAAGAUUUAAGUAUGUCAUGCGGAGGAAUUGAUGAUGAAAUCAAAAGUCCAGUUUUAAGAAAUCCAGCUUUUUCACAUUCAAGAUGUCCGCCAGAAAUUCAUAAAUCAUGUUUUUGUGUACGUUUUAUUGCGGAACAUACAAAAAUGUUAGAAGAUUCAACAAAGGUAAAAGAAGAUUGGAAGUAUGUGGCAAUGGUAUUGGAUAGACUAUUUUUAUGGAUAUUCACAUUAGCUGUAUUUGCUGGAACAGCUGGAAUUAUUUUACAAGCACCAACAUUAUACGACGAUCGUAUACCCAUUGAUGAGAAAUUUUCAAAUUUUGGGUGA